This is a messenger RNA of Acytostelium subglobosum LB1, 2616 nucleotides long. RefSeq lists its product as hypothetical. The transcript has 5 exons. NCBI's taxonomy places the organism in Eukaryota, Evosea, Eumycetozoa, Acytosteliales, Acytosteliaceae. The coding region runs from base 1 to 2616 and encodes 871 amino acids. The record is from RefSeq and is a predicted model, not a curated record.
AUGUCUACGACAUCGGCUUCACCUAUAUUCUAUGUCACGCACAGGAGUUGCUUGAUCAAGAUAUCAACAAAGAAGUCAAAGUCUACUGCUGCUGCCCUCCCUCAACUACAAGAUAGCAAGGCAAUCAAGACAACAUCGGCAGCAUCACCAACAACAUCAAAAACAGCAGCUGCAAUCACAGGGGCAACAACAACAACUACGAAGCAGUUGGUGGAUGUAGAGGCAUCGAUCAUACAUAUCAAACAGCCUCAGAGACCAUUGGACGACAUUCAUCUAGCAAAAGAGAAGGAACUACGUGGCUUCAAUCGACAGGGUCAAUGGGACUACGUGUCGUAUGAGCGUGGCGCCAACAUUGAUGUGAUGGCCAGCGAGUCGCUACCAAUCACCUCACUCAUCACAUGCGGUGUAGUGUUGUGUAAUGUAGACUGCCAGCAACACAUUGUGUUGGUGUUGCAACUAUCAUCUGGCUUGGUUCAACUUGGUUAUCUCGAUGACAAUUCAUCUUUGGAGUGUUCAUACUUUGUUGCAUUGUGCGAACCAUUCACAUACAACAAGAAGAAGCAUUGUCGACUCCUUGAUGGACCCAUGCUAGUCUGCCAUGACAACGACUCCAACAAGAUCACAGUCCACUCACCAAGUACAAGAGAUGACAACAUUUCGACGACACAUCAUACUCUCCCCUUUGAAGAGAAGGACAUCACAAUUCAUUCAUGUUUCAUUGACGUUGGCAAUACAGGCAGCGUAGUAGGCUUAAACAUGAUUGUUCAACAAAGGUCACCUCAGUCCAAGUUGAUCACAAUAGAUAUCAACACAAUGGAGAGCAAGAGUAUCAAGGCUGACAGCAAACAACUGGACUCACUACAAGUUGUCAACAGCUAUGCAAACGACAUUGACAACAGAGUGUUCUUGUUGGCAUCGAACAACUCAGUCUCAUUGAACAGAUACAAGAAGGUCAUAUGUACCAUCGCGCUGCCUCAUCCUCCAACACAAGUAUACAUGGUGAACAUACCUUAUGAGUUCAAGUUGGACAAGAUUGAUAAGAGGGACCCUUGGGAUCAGGGCGCCAUCAUAGUUCACUUUGGCGCACAAGACCUCGCUCAUAUAUAUUCAUUGUCUACAAAGAAUCGAUUAAAUGAAGUGGCAAUGAUCAAGGAUAUAUGGAUACAUGACUUUUACUCUGAUGGCAGUGAUCAGAUUCUGAUCAGACACUCACAGACCAAAGCGAUCACACUCACAUUGAUCCCAAUGCACAUGGGCAGUAGUGGUGGCAACAACAAUCAAGAUGGAGCAUCCGAGCAUCAGAAUGGCAAGCUAUCAAGCAAGUUCAGCUUGGACAUGGUCGUCGAGUCAUUGGAGAUGCGAUGUACGCAGGCCACUUCAGAGCUGGCCUAUCUCAACUCUACGCUACGCUCAAAGGAGCUACUACUGGAGCACUCGCUCAAGGUGCUCAACUCACUUGGUCGACCAAAUUCAAACUACAACACUCCUGGCACGCCACUGCGCGACGGCAGGGUAUGGGCGGACAUCGACCUUGUAUCACUCUUCACCAAUGAGAGUGUGGAGGGGCAUGCUGGACCAAAGCAAGCGCCCGUACAAUCAUACCCCAAGCUUAGCGCAUCCGAUCGAUGGAUGAAGGAUCACACUCUGUACUGUCUAUUCAACUUUACCAACCCUGGUGUGGAGGACAUUCUGAUCACAUCAAUAUUUUUGUGCAGUGACUCGAUGACAUUUGAGUGCAAGUCGUCAUGUUCCAAUGUGACACAACUUCAACGACUACGCGGCAACAUAACAUCGGGAUCAUUGGACGAGCGUACAAUCUAUCUUGAAUGUACAUUACCAAUUGUAUUUGAUGUCAAACAAACAAUCACAGCGAUUGUUGAAUGGCGCAAACUACAAACUACCAACAACAACGAGUCCAAAGUAUCAUAUGUGGACUCAUUCACACUUACCAAAGAGUCUUUGGAAGCAUUCAAGCCACAUCCAAUCAACUUGGACAUUGUUAAUACUUUCCCAAUCGAAUUCCUAUUUAAUAUAAAUCAGCCAACCCGACAACAAUCGACCAAUAUCGAUCUGCUCCAAGAGCACCUACAAACGGCCAUCACCUCCUUGUUUCCAACCCUUGGCGCAGACAGUUGCAUUAUUGAUAACAAUGGAUUGGAACUGACGUUCAAUGAAGGAUCGAGUCAAAUGGGUCCAAUCCGUAUCAACUUGGAGAAGAAUAGUCGAAACACCUUCCUCAACUUAUCUAUGCAUUCCUUCAAAGUGUCCAGCGUAUUCUCAUUCAUCUCCCAACUCAUAACCAAGUUAUCCGGUUGUAACGACAAUAGUAAUCUCAGUGAUGUUCAUAUAACUUUAUCAUUGAAUAAUGGAUGGUAUCAAUCAUUGUCAAAGGAGUUGUGUCAGAGUUUGAAUCAGGAGAUGAAGCUGAUAGAGGACAAGGCAGCAAUCUUUGACAACAAACUCUCAUUGAACAAGAGGGACCAACGCGAGCAAUACAAACAAUACUACGAACUGUACCAGAGCCUCUCAGUGCUGAUGGCCGACACCGAAGGCCUACUCUAUAACAUGACAAUGAUGGACAAGUACUACAAUUGCGCGAGCCAAGGCUCAAAGUAA